AUGACUACUAGAAAUCAAGAAGUGGAUCGCAUUGCGAGGGAUGUCAGUCGUUUGGAUGAGUUUACAGCCCAAACUCAGGAGAGUUUGCUAAGCUUGAAAGCAACUUUUGAUGCGAUGCAAGCAACAUUCUCAAAGAUGGAGCAACAAGGAACAAUGGUACAAAGGAAUGAAGGUGAUAGAACCGGUAACAAUCGAUUAACAAAGGUUAAAUUUCCAAAAUUCAAUGGUGAUGAUGUAGAAGGCUGGUUGUAUAAGUGUGAACACUUCUUUUCAAUUGAUGAAACUCCUGAAAGAUACAAAGUCAGAUAUGCUGCUGUGCAUUUAGAAGGAAGAGCUUUGCAGUGGCAUCAAGGGUUUAUGAAGUCUACUAGGAAACAGAUCUGUGAUGUAACUUGGGAUGAAUAUACUAGGAAUGCAUCUACUAGAUUUGCUGCAACACUAAUAGAAGAUGCUCUAGGUGCACUCAAGGUGUUAACUCAAACUGGUGAUUUAGAUGAGUACUGUGAUAAGUUUGAUCUACUUCUAAACAAGGUAACUUUACCUGAUGAAUACACAAUCAGUUUAUUCAUUGAAGGGCUGAAACCAGAAAUUAAGUGCCAUGUUAAAAUGUUUAAGCCAAAAACCUUAAGAGAGACUUAUUCUUUGGCUAGACUACAAGAGCAAACAAAUAAGACACUGGGUUGGGAUAGUUUGAAUGUUACCAGCUCUAAUGGGUACAAAUAUAACUCUACAAGAACCAAUAAUUUGACUAGUAUUGCUAAGCAGCCUGUGCUAGCAACACCUGUCAAUUCAGCCCCAUCAAAUGCAUUAGUGCCAAAGAAAGUCACAAAUAAGUAUAUAGAUGAUAAAAGGGCAAAAGGGGAAUGUUUUUACUGCAAUGAGAAGUAUGUAGCAGGUCAUAGCAGAGUUUGUAAGGGUAAGAAACAGUUGUUUUUAGUGGAAGUGGAUGAAUAUCCUGAAGAUGAGGAGUUGGAAGGAUUAGAGGAAGAAUCUUCUGUGCAGGGUGAUCCACAUAUUUCAUUGAAUGCCCUUAUGGAUAUUCCUUCUUAUUCCACUAUGCAAGUCAUAGGAACAAUUGGUACUAAACAAUUGUAUAUUCUGCUGGACAGUGGAUCUACCCACAAUUUCAUGAGCUGCACUUUGGCUCAAAAAUUGAAGUGUCCAGUCAAACAGAUCAACAAUGUACAAGUUACUGUGGCAGAUGGUAAUAAAGUAGAGUGUGUAAACGUGUGCAAGGAUUUUCAAUGGGUCAUGCAAGGCAACUGGUUCACUGCUGAUAUGUUAGUUAUUGAUCUCAAUAACUAUGAUAUCGUGCUGGGCAUUCAGUGGUUGGAAACCCUGAAUGACAUUAUAUGGAACUUUAAAAAUUUGACUAUGAGGUUUAAUGUGGCUGGUCAAGAUUUUGAGUUAAAAGGAACUAAGAAACAAGGAGUGAGCUUAUGUUCAAUGGAGAAAAUGGCAAUGAUGAUCAAAUCACAAGUCAAUUUGGUGCAAGCUCAACUAUUCACCAUGCAAGAUCCAGUAGGAGAGCACUAUAUGUACCAACCAAGAAUUGGAGAGGGUCAGACUCAUGAAGGGCUUAGCAACCUGUUACAAGAAUAUGAAGAUGUGUUUGAAGUACCUAAAGGAUUGCCACCUUCAAGACCCUUUGAUCAUAAAAUUGUGUUAAAAGAUGAUAAGGUGAAUUUGAACCUUAAACUUUAUAGGUAUCCGGGAGCUCAAAAGGAUAUCAUUGAGCAAAUGACUCAAGAACUGUUGGAUUCAGGAGUAAUAAGGCAUAGCAGCAGUUCAUUUGAUGCACCAGUGGUUCUUGUAAAAAAGAAAGAUGGCUCUUGGCGAAUGUGUGUGGAUUAUCGAAGACUUAAUGAGGCAACAGUCAAAGAUGUAUUUCCUAUUCCCUUAAUUGAAGAGCUGCUGGAUGAGUUACAUGGAGCUAGCAUAUUUUCUAAACUGGAUCUUAGGUUAGGUUAUCAUCAGGUUCGAAUGUAUGAACCUGACAUAUAUAAGACAGCUUUUAAGACAUAUCAAGGGCAUUUUGAAUUUUUAGUCUUACCAUUCGGCCUCACUAAUGCCCCAGCUACUUUCCAAUCGUUAAUGAAUGCUACAUUCAAGGAUGUUUUAAGGAAGUGUGCACUAGUGUUUUUUGAUGAUAUUCUAGUCUAUAGUGGCACUUGGCGGCAGCAUCUGUUGGACCUUCAAACCGUGCUUCAUUUAAUGAGAAUUAAUUCUCUUAAAGCCAAAAGGUCUAAAUGCUCCUUUGCAGGGGAUAAAGUUGAAUAUUUAGGCCACAUUAUAACUAAGGAGGGGGGUUUUCACUGA
Helianthus annuus (common sunflower) is the source of this 2319-nucleotide messenger RNA. RefSeq lists its product as uncharacterized. The record is from RefSeq and is a predicted model, not a curated record. The transcript has a single exon. Lineage: Eukaryota; Viridiplantae; Streptophyta; Magnoliopsida; Asterales; Asteraceae. The coding region runs from base 1 to 2319 and encodes 772 amino acids.